Loxodonta africana (African savanna elephant) is the source of this 3810-nucleotide messenger RNA. It is a transcript of the gene LAT, whose product is annotated as linker for activation of T cells. The transcript is spliced from 12 exons. The coding region runs from base 268 to 975 and encodes 235 amino acids. Gene Ontology annotation, molecular function: protein kinase binding. Gene Ontology annotation, biological process: immune response; regulation of T cell activation; inflammatory response. The record is from RefSeq and is a predicted model, not a curated record. Gene Ontology annotation, cellular component: membrane; immunological synapse. NCBI's taxonomy places the organism in Eukaryota, Metazoa, Chordata, Mammalia, Proboscidea, Elephantidae.
CGGGCGCAGGGACGAUGCAGGGGGUGGCUGGGGCCCCGGAUCCCAGCCCAGGCUCUGGCCUGAACGACUUGGGGCCGGUGGUCUUGCAGAGCCAGGGGUGACCCCCUCGCAGCCCCGCCAGGGGAGGGAGCCCCCAGGAGGGCACAGCUGCCGCCCCAGCAGGCUCCCCAGCCUGGUACCCUGCUGGACCCAGUCCAAGCCCUGCUGCAGCUCUGCUCUUGAGGGCCUUCAGGGGGCAACCAGGCCUGCUCCAACCCCUCUCCACAGAUGGAGACGGCGGUCGUGGUCUCCACUGUGCUGGAGCUCCUGCUGCUGCCCCUCUUAGCUGUGCUGCUGCUGGCCCUAUGUCUGCGUUGCCGCGAGCUGCCAGGCUCGUAUGACAGUGCUUCCUCAGAUAGUCUGUACCCAAGUAACAUAGUGGUCAAGCGGCCUCACACUCUCGCCCCCUGGCCACCUGCCAACUCCUACCCACCCGUUACGUCUUACCCACCCCUGAGCCAGCCAGACCUGCUCCCCAUCCCGAGAUCCCCACAGCCCCCCGGGGGCUCCCACCGGAUGCCAUCUUCCCGGCAGGACUCAGAUGGCGCCAACAGUGUGGCGAGCUACGAGAAUGAGGAGCCAGCCUGUGAGGACACAGACGAAGACGAGGAUGAGGAAGACUAUCACAACGAGGGCUACUUGGUGGUGCUUCCCGACAGCACCCCAGCCACCAGCACUGCUGUCCCACCAGCUCCUGUGCCCAACAACUCAGGCCUCCGAGACAGUGCUUUCUCCAUGGAGUCAGGCGAAGAUUACGUGAACGUUCCCGAGAGUGAAGAGAGUGCCGAAGCAUCUCUGGACGGAAGCCGGGAGUAUGUGAAUGUGUCCCAGGAGCUGCAGCCUACGGCCAAGACUGAGCCUGCCACCGCAAGUUCCCAGGAGGUGGAGGAAGAAGAAGAAGAAGAGGAAGGAGCUCCAGACUAUGAGAAUCUAUAAAAACUUAACUGAGGACCUGGUAAGGCGAGUCUGCCUGGAGCCAGCCUUGUGGGAUGGCAGAGCUGGGCAGCCGGAAGUGGCUCUGGGCGCCUUGGCUAUGCCUUCGUUCCAGCCUGAUAUCAGCCUGAGAAUUUCCCCCUAACUUAUUGUCACUUUGGGGUCCAGCUUGUGUUCCCCCAACACUCUGCACCUUCUGACGCAGCCUGAGAAUGGACUACCCUAGCCCCAGCCCUACUCUUUGACAUAGAAUAAAGGCUGGUGUGGUCUGUAGCUCUCUUGGCUUUGGUGGGCCUGGUGGCUAAGGGUGGGGUGUGCUGAGUGUCUACGUGUGUCUGUGUGAAUCUGUGAGUCAGAGGCUGUCUGGAUAGAUCUGCGUGUGUGUGAAUGUGUGUGUGUUUCUGUGGGUCUGUUCAGUCUGUGUGUCUCCAUCCUUCUCCACAAGGGCUCAGUGCUUCUGAGGGGCCUGGCCAGGUAUUGUAUGACUGAGGGUAGAUGAUGACUAGGGCAGGCUGGCACUUUUGCAUUCCCCAUGAGAAACAGACAUGGCAGGCAAGAUGAUUGCUGAGCAGGCGGGAGAGUGGGAUGUGGAGGACGGCCCUGGGUGGGAGUGGCUGGCCAGAGCGAGUUCCUUCUCCACUGGUCCUCAGUUUCUCCUUUUUUAAAACAAGGGGGUGGACCAGGAGACCUCCAAGGGCUUUGGUAGUUCUUACCUUUUGUGAUUUUUCAUUAAAACAGAACUUACAAAAUUGUCUAAAACGUUAAAUGUUGUUAGUCGGCUCUCGGGUUGAUUCCAACUCGUAGCAACCUGUGUGACAGAGUAGAACUGCCCCAUAGGAUUUUCUAGGCUGUAAUCUUAUGAGAGCAGAUCGCCAGGUCUUUCUCCCACAGAGUUGCUGGUUUGGUUUGAGCUCCCAACCUUUUGGUUAGCAGCCAAGUGCUUAACCACAGCAUUAAUAUAGACGGUGGCACUUUCAAAAUUUUGAUGUGCAGACAGAUCACCUGGAGAUCUUGUUAAAAUGCAGAUUCUUAAUGUUGUUUUUACCUGGCCAGGAUUCAUUUCCCCUUAUUUUGGGAGAUUCACCUCAGUUUUCCUCUGGGAUCCACUCCUUCCCCAAUCUCAUCCCAUGUGGUUUUAGAGAUUGUUGACUACCUCCUACCUCAGGGUGAGCACAUGACCCAGACCUGGACCAUCAUGACCGUCCUUUCUCCUGGUCAUCAUGAUUGGUUCAGGUAUGGGCAUGUGACGCAAGCUGGGCCAAUGAAAAGCAGCCUUGAGAUUUGGGCAGGAGGUGAUGGGGAGAAGCUCUUAUUUAUUUAUUUAUCUCACCCCAGUAAAGCUAAUGUAGAGGGCAGCAUGGCCUAGAGAGAUGGACAGGGCCAGGUUCCUGGUAGUGUCAUUAGAACUCAUGGGUCCAGUCUCACCUGAAAUGAGACCUGUCCCCCAACCAAGACUUCCCAGUUACAUGGCCCAAUAAAUUACCAUUUUCUUCAACUGACUUGACGUGUGGUUUCUGUCACAUACAACCAAAGUAGUCCUGAUUGAUACAUAAAGUUGUUGGCAGUCCUCUGUGGACUCCAAAGGUGUUAACAACAGCUUCUCCUUGUAGAGCACCUACUGCAUUUACAUGCUUAUGUAAUCAUCUUGACAAGCCUAUUGUCAGUUACUGUCGUCUCCAUUUUGCAUGUGAGGGUAAAAAGGCUCAGAGAAGUGAAGUGACUUGUCCAAAGGCACACAACUAAAGAGGCAAGUCUGGGACUAGAUCAGCAGCUUUUGGCCUCGAAUCACCUCCUCUUUCUGGUUACCCUACAAAGUGCCACUGUCCUGCACGGGGGAGCUUAUAAGAACCCCGAUGGGAGAAGAUGGGGGAGUAAGGGCUUGGGAAGGGAGCUGGACAGGUUGGACAUAAACAGGUGGAGUUAAAUAAUUUUAUUUGGAGGAAAUAGGGGCAGAGGUGUCUUAGUCCCUGGGCUGAGGGACACAGAAUUGUUCACCAACAAGAUAUGUUGGUAGGACCACUAUGGAGAAUAAUCUAGCAACGUAUAGCAAAGCUGAAGGUGCGUAUUUCCUUUGACUUAGCAAGUUCCUGGGUAUAAACCCUGACAAAUCCUACCCCACAGCUCCAGGAGGCGAGUAUGAAAAGGUUUAGGGCACCAUUGCGAUGGCCCACACCUGGAAACAUGCCCAUCAGCAAUCAACAAACUGUAGUAUGCUCACACAAUGAUACUCGACAGCAGAUAAAAAUGAGUGAAUCGGAGCAACACCCUCCAACAUUGAUGAAAUUCAUCAACGUAAUGUGGGGUGAAAAAAGGAAAGCAAGUGCUUUUGUGAAGUUACAAACGUGUCAAAAUGAUAUGUACUGUUUGGGGAUACACAUAUGUGGAAGAGUAUCAAGAUAGGUAGGAGGAAUGAGGAAUUCAGGACAGUGGUAGCGUGAAGUGGGGGGUGAGGAAUGAUGUUGUGGCCAAGUUCAAGGCAGGCUUCAGUGAUAUUUGUAAUGUCUUAUUCUUAAGCAGGGUGGGGUAUGUGAGUGUUUGAUGUAUUAUUCUUUAAGUGCAUGUCUGAUUCAUUUCAUAAUAACGAAGAGUGGGGAGUGAGAACUUUGUCUUGAGCCCUGUGGGCGGCCUCUGGAGGGUUUGGAGCUGAGGACAACACGAUCAGGUUGGUGUGUUAGCAAAAAUGUAUGGCUUGGUUGACCUCUUGUGAGGGCAGUUAAACAAGAGGCAGGAAGACUACUGAGGAGGUUGUUGGCGAAAUCUAACUGAAAAACGGUGGGGCGGCCAAAGACGUGGCAGGGGGGAUGGACAGAGGUGUAGAAUUAGGAGGUGUUUGGGAGA